Molecule: messenger RNA, 318 nt
Organism: Penicillium lagena
Lineage: Eukaryota; Fungi; Ascomycota; Eurotiomycetes; Eurotiales; Aspergillaceae
Product: DASH complex subunit DAD1
Exons: 3
Coding region: 1-318 (105 amino acids)
Cellular component (GO): mitotic spindle; DASH complex; spindle microtubule
Source: RefSeq, a predicted model, not a curated record
AUGGAGUCGACUCCUGGAUCCGGCGGACGCACCGCAUCCCCCACUGUCUUUGAGCAGCAGCGCAAAGAGCUCGCCCGCGAAAUUUCCAUGGGCAUGGAAGAAGUCCUACAGAACAUCAAUCGCCUGAAUCGGAAUCUGGAAAGCGUCAUCGCAGUGGGCAAUGAGUUUGGUUCGGUGGAAGCGCUGUGGUCACAAUUCGAGAACUUCAUGGGCCGGCCCGAAGGAGAAGGCGAAGACGCGGCCGGAAGGCAGAAAGUCAGCGAGGAGCAGGGAGGGCAGGGAGAGUCUGGUGGUACACAUGAAGGAGAGGAGCAAUAA